Messenger RNA from Amphiprion ocellaris (clown anemonefish), 2624 nucleotides. Its product is annotated as interferon-induced protein with tetratricopeptide repeats 1B-like. Gene Ontology annotation, molecular function: protein binding. Gene Ontology annotation, biological process: defense response to virus. Lineage: Eukaryota; Metazoa; Chordata; Actinopteri; Pomacentridae. The transcript has 2 exons. Gene Ontology annotation, cellular component: cytosol. The record is from RefSeq and is a predicted model, not a curated record. The coding region runs from base 37 to 1353 and encodes 438 amino acids.
UUCAGUAAGCCACGGAGUCCAGCGAACAGCUGCACGAUGAAUGCUACUCGGAGUCUGUCGACACUGGAAUCCAAACUAGAUUCUCUGCAAUGUCACUUCACUUGGGGUCUGGACCCCAGCAGGUCCAAACUUCUUCAUGUCAGGGACAAUCUGGAGGACAUUGGCACCCAGGAGGGAUACAGUUGGCUGGGUCAUAUUUACAACCUGCAGGGAUUCAUCCACUGCCAGCUGGGCCUCACUGAAGAUGCCUGUCGUUUCUUCAGCAGGGCCACAGAGACCUUCCGUCAGAUAAGAAACACCGUCUCGGAUGAAGGUCAGUGGCUAGUGGUGAGCUACGGGAACCUAGCUUGGCUGCACCACCAACUGGGAGAACGAGCACAGAGUCUGGGUUACAUAUCAAAGGUCGAUGCUCUGAUAAAUGAAUAUGCAUUGCCAUUUCCUAAUGAGCUCCAUCCAGAGAUCUAUGCUGAAAAAGCCUGGACCCUCAUGAAGUUUGGCAAAGACAGCAACCUGCUGGCUGCAGAUUACUUUCAGAGAGCCAUCGGGAUGCAGCCUGGCAUGGUGGAGUGGCAGACCAGCCAUGUCAUAGCAUUAGUAAAUGCCUGUAGUCACCAUGACAAAAACCUAGGAGCUGACAUCUUCAAGAAAUUGAAACUUACCAAAGAACAGGAUCAGGCGAACUUGUACCUUGCUGCUCUUUACCUUGAGGCCUGUGCUGACAAAGGAAUAAACAUUGAAAAUGAAGCACGUGAGCUAGCUAGAAUGGUUUUAAGAAAGCCAGUCAGCAGUUACAGUGGUAUCCAACCAUUACUAAGGCUGUACAGAAGAUAUGUAUCUAUGGAUGAAGCUGUUGAUUUGGCAGAGGAGGCUGUAGAAAGACACCCAGACAAACGUUAUCUGAAGAAAUGUGCUGCAACAUGCUACAAAUGGAGGAUCUUAUCUCAGAAGGACAACCCUCUGGAGCACAGCAUGAUCAACAGAGCUAUCAGUCUCUGCAAGGAAGUCAUUUCUCUUUAUCCCCAUUCUUCAUUUAAAAUGCAGGUAACUCUUGCAGACAUAUAUGCAAAGUCGAAUACCACCCAAGCUGCAGCUGACCAGAUAUAUGUGGAACUGCUACAAAGUGAUCUGGAUCCCAAAGAAGCACAGAUACUUUACAGUUACUAUGCAAAAUAUUUACAUUUCAAUCAAAAACAGAUCUACAAGUCGAUAGAAUUUCACAUGAAGGCAGCGGCUAUACCUCAACAAUCUUCCUAUCGUGACAACAGCAUUAGAAAUCUGGAAAAGAUUAGAGAAAGAAACAAAAAUAAAAUGUGUGGAGAAAUACAUGAGUUUCUGGAGAAGCUGCAUCACUGAGAGCCCUCACUAAAGAGGACAUUUUUACUGUUCAGCUGAACGCUAUAAUCCAGAAUCAGAUAACUGUCUCAAAGGGUUUACAAAAACGGAUAAAAGCUUGAAUAAAAUAUGGCACCAUUUAUUAAUCAUAUGAAAGGCCAUCAUGUUUUCUCAUGCUAAAAAUUACAGGCCAGAUUCCCAAGCUUAUGCGGAUACUGUCACUGUUUCAACUGAAUUCUUGAGUUUUGUCCUUUUGUUUUGCUCUUUUACUUAUUUUCUAUAUAUGUGAAUGUCCAACUUAGAAAAAGCAAAAUAAAAUAUUAAAAAAUGGGCCUUUUAUUAAUAUUUUCUGCAUCCAAUUAGCUUAACUAUCCUAAGAACAGGUUCUCAAUCAGUUGAAUAUAAUCUGUUUUAGUAAUCAUGAUUUUUGCAAUAACAUUAAUAACAUGAAUUAAUUUCAAUGGCACUGUAAAAGACUUUACAAAAGCACUUGCAAACCUUGCAGAUCAGAAGUGCUUUACACAUAGCAAAUAACUAAAACAGAAGAAAAGAGAAAUCAAAUAACACAGUAAGGAAGAUGAAAUAUUAAUAAUUUUUUAAGAAAUAAAAGAAUAGAAAUAAGCUGUCACACAUAAGAAACACGAUAAAACUCCUCAGGUUAUGCAAGAAAAACAGUUUUAAUAGCAAUUUUAAGAAGAGAGUGAUUUAGUGAGUCUUGGGAUCUAAGUCCAGAGUUCAGGUGCUGUGACAGCAAAGACACAGAUCCCUCCUACCUUUAUGCAGAACUAAAUACUCCACCCAUGUUAUUGGGCAGAAAGCAACUCUGAAAUAUAGUCUGAAGAGUGUCUCUGCCGAGGAACUACAACAUUAUCAUCCUGCAACAAAACCUAUAUUCGCUGAUGGAUCUUAAUUGGAUUUUGUCUCAUCACAGUCUGUUUUUAUAAUUACCCUCUUAGCUAGAUCUAUUUUCAAAAAAUAUAUAUAGAUUAAGUAAAUUAGAAUCAAAACUGUGCAGUUUUUACAGUGACUUAUUCAUUUUUGACAUUCUCCUGUCUUAAUCUUACACAAAUAAUUGAUAUAAGCCUUUAGUGUAUUCCACUAUUCCUUCACACAAGCAUCUCAUAAGGUAUUGCUGUUUAGAUCAUUAAUAAAUGUAAUUGAACUACAAGUUGUGAAUAUGUGAACAUUUCAAAAAAAGUGCACAUUAGUGUUGUUCAUGUGUAAAAUGUUUGUGAAUUGAAUGGCCGUCUAUAAAAAUUAAAAACUGUCUAAUAUUUCAUUCUUUUCCAUUA